Seminavis robusta is the source of this 4681-nucleotide messenger RNA. The record is from the annotation of a GenBank genome assembly. Lineage: Eukaryota; Bacillariophyta; Bacillariophyceae; Naviculales; Naviculaceae.
CAAUCGCACCGAAAAGAUCCAGAUCGAAGGUCCUCCCACUUUCAGUACCGUACAUAUCUUUCAUUCGGCAUAAAAAGCAUUCUCUGCUUUUGUUGGAAGAGCUGUUGGAAAACAUGUCGUCUGACAUUCCCGAGGAACUUGUGGCGAGCACAAAGGCGUCGACCUUGGUGGUCUUGGCAUCUUGCUCUGCCAUUACCCUGCAGCUGCUACGCGUUUCCAUUGAUCUCAUUCAAGUGGCCAGCAAAGGGUCACCCAAGGAUGAGGACAAGAAAACGAAAUCUGUCGACUCUAGCAAUAGCAAGAGCUAUGGCAGUGUGGAUCCAAGCAAGGACACCAAAGACGUGGCUGCUUCUACAGAUGAAGAGACGCAGGGACUUUUGGUUGAUGGUGAUGCUGCUACUUCUAGCAGCUCUACAGCUCCCACUCCUUUUUCUGCGUUUCUAUUGCCUCGCAUCUCCUUGGUUUGUCAUGGUCUCUUGGCGUUGGUCUUUUUGGCCGUGCCACUUGUAUGGAAAUCCAGCAAUAGUAUCUUUUCGUCCUCGCUCAAGGAUUCUACGGUAUUUUGUUUGAUCUUGGGAGGCUACGUGACAGCACGAGAUUUGCCGCGCAGUCGUUUUGGACUAUUUCAACGACUCUACUACACUUUGGCCAGCGUCUUGCUAGUGGCGGCCUAUUUUGGAAACCUGUUUUGGGAAUACUACAACUCGUACAAUGACGUGCCCGUACAGUGGACACUGGGCGAUGAAAUUUUGGUGGCAGCCAUUAGUUUUUACCUGGGGUUGACACUGGUCGAUGUGUGUGUCACAAGGGGCACGGCUGCCGCCGUAGUGGCAGAGCCCGUCAAACGAGCUCUGUCUCGCAAGGCACUAUUGACCAUGUUGAAACCCUACUUUUGGCCCGAUGCCACGGAUUCGUCGGCAUUGUGGAAUCGAGUACGAGCCAUCAUGACAUGGGUGUGUGUGAUCCUCAGCAAAAUUUGCAAUCUCGUGUCACCCAUUCUUCUGGGGUGGGCGUCUACCGCCUUGGCCCAUCAGGAUUAUGCGAGUUGUAUCAAGUGGUCCAUUGCCUAUGCAUUUUUGCAGUUGAUGAGCAGCACCUUUCGAGAAGGUCAAUCGCUGGUGUAUCUCAAGGUGGCACAGGCGGCAUUUGUACAGCUCAGUGAAACCACUUUUGGGCACAUUCACAAUUUGAGUUUGGAUUGGCAUUUGCGAAAGAAGUUGGGAGAAGUCAUUCGAUCUAUGGAUCGUGGGAUUGCGGCAUGUGAUACCUUGAUGAAGUAUCUGUUCCUCUGGUUGUUGCCGGCAAUGAUUGAAUGCGUCGCGGUCUGUUUCAUUUUUGCUUCCUUCUUUCAGUAUCUUCCAUUGGGAAUUGCCGUGUUUUACUAUGUCUUUGUCUACGUCGUAUGGACCAUUCUGGUGACCUUGUGGAGAAAGAAAUUCCGAAAGGCAGUCGUCAAGAGUGACAAUGAAUGGCACGAUCGAUGCACCGAUUCCUUGAUCAACUUUGAGACCGUCAAGUACUUUACGGCCGAAGAUUACGAAAUGAAACGAUUCGGAGAUGCCGUCAAAGACUACCAAGAGGGGUCGGUGAAUGUACAGGCCAGUUUAUCCUUUCUCAAUGUAUCACAACGGGUCAUUAUGCAGGCUUGUUUGGCACAUUGCUUGUCGUUGGCUGCCUAUGGGAUUCAGCAACGAAGUGAUUGCUGCAUAAAAGAGGCGGGUUGUGAGGCUCUCUUUUCGGAAUGUUGUCAAGCAACGUCUCAUUUGGAAUGCCCAGGCAUGGAGGUGGGAGACUUUGUGGCCGUCCUCACGUACACCCUCAAUCUAUUCCAACCCCUCAAUUUCCUGGGAUCUGUCUACAACGCCAUUGUCAUGGCCAUGAUUGACCUCAGCAAUCUUUCCGAGUUGCUGGCGGAGAAUCCCGAUGUGACGGAUUCCCCAAAUGCGAGAGACAUUCCUACCUCCAACGCAGCGGAUCCAGACACUGUCGUGGAGUUUGACAAUGUGGUUUUCCAUUAUCCAACACAACCCGAUACGAAGGGCCUCAAAGGUCUGUCGUUCAAAAUGAAACGAGGAACGACUACGGCUAUUGUAGGACCAACAGGCGCUGGAAAGACAACGGUGUCUCGCCUCUUGUUCCGCUUCUACGAUGUCAUCGGUGGUGCUGUGAAAGUAAACGGUGUCGAUGUGCGUUCUUUGAAACAAAAGAGCUUACGUGAGACGAUUGGAGUGGUCCCUCAGGCAGCGAGCAUGUUCAACGAUACUAUACGCGCCAAUAUGCUUUACGGCAAGCGAGACGCCACCGAGGAAGAGUUGAUACAGGCGGCCAAAGAUGCCCAACUGCUUGAUUUCAUUGAAAGUCUAGGAGACAAGUGGGAAACUAUGGUGGGCGAUCGUGGCCUGAAAUUGAGUGGGGGUGAAAAGCAAAGAGCAGCCAUUGCCAGAUGUUUGCUUCGAGACCCCCCAAUCGUUUUGUUAGACGAAGCAACGUCAGCACUCGACACUCUUACCGAAUCUAGUGUUCAGGAGGCAUUGGAUCGGCUGGGUGCACAGCGCACGGUCCUUGUCAUUGCCCAUAGACUCGGUACAAUCCGAAAUGCCGACAACAUCAUUGUACUAAAGGAAGGUGUCGUUUGCGAGCAGGGCACACACGAUGAAUUACUUUCCAAGCCUGGAGGAGUCUAUGCGGAGAUGUGGAACAUGCAGUUGCACUCCGCUUCAGCGACAGCUUCUACGAAUAGCCUUGGUCGUUUGGCAGACUAAGUAAUAUGGAGCGAAGCCUGCUCCUUGGCCUCUCUCGCUUGGCAAGCUAAAACAGUUUUCAAGUUACUCAUUCACUCACUUGUGUUACACUAUUUAAUUUGGACUACAGUUGACCGACUAGCUCACGUGUUGAGCCGUAUUCAUAUGGGAUAGCGCCGAGAAACAAUAACACUAGGUAGCAACAGAUCCAGACUGUUUUUGAUUUUGAGGACAAAAUUCCAAGCAACUCUCCCUCCCAGGUGUUGACGUGUCGCAAUCUCGGGUUUCUCAGAAGCAAGGUAUUUCUUCCCUUCACAAUUGAUUUGUCUGUGUUGAGCAGGAGGCAACCAUGAUAUCUCAUCCGAGGCAACUGCACUGUUUGCCCUAGGGAGGCCCACAGAACCUAUUCUUGCUGUUUGUUGCGUCGAAAGAUUCCUUUCACCCGAUUCUUGGACAAUUUCCACAUGUUUCCCGUGAGUUUUCGCAUGCUCUUGGUAUCAUCCUUCAGUUCCUUGAGCGACUUGGAAGUAUCCUGGACUUGCUUUUGGGUAAAUGCCAGCUCGUCCUUGACCGACGCCAAUUCGGCCGAUGUUUUGUAGAGUUGUUUUCGUGUCGUGUCGAGUUCCCACUCGGUUUCAUGCAACUCGCUGAUUCUCCGUUUCUUUUCCAUUUGUUCAAAUUCAAACUUAUCCUCCAACUGUUGAUUGGCUUCUACCAUGGCAUCCAUGUCGGCUUGUGCUAUUUGUUGGAGUGUUUCCAUUUCUUGUUUUGUUUGUGACAAUUCCUCCGUGACUUGUUGUCGAAUGCCUUUUUCGUUCUUGUAUUGUGUAAACAAGCCUUGAUUGGCUCUGGUAACAGCAGAGAGCUGUGCCUGUGUUUCUUGGAGCCGAAUCUCCGUGUUGGACAAAUCGGCCUUUUGGCGCCCUAGCUUUUGGUUUGCCUUUUGCAAUCGCUCUGUCUUUUUGUUCAAGAAUCGUUGCAGCAAGAGACCUCUCUGUCGAGGUUCUGCCAGACGCUCCGAUAGAUCAAUGGCCUCUUCCAAGUCGACUGCCACUUCUUCUUCUGCUGCUUCUUCUGCUUCAUCAUCAUCUUCUUCUGAUUUAGCAGAUUCCAUCGACGCCUCGGGUUCAGGCUCUUCUUGUGGUUCUGGCUCUGGCUCUUUGGCUUCCAUUGACACAUCAGAUUCAGGUUCUUCAGGUUCGGGCUCUGGCUCUUUGGAUUCAGACGCCACUUCAGCUGCUGGAUGUGAUGAUGAUGCGUCUGGUCCCGUCGACUCGGCAUCUGGUUCUGCUACCUCAAUUUCUUCUCGUGCCGCUGCAACUGCCUGUAGCAUCUUGGCCUGUACCUCUGGCGACACGGCUGUUUCAUUACCAGCACCAUCAUCUUCCUUAUUGUCGUUGUUGGACGCCAAGAACGCUGCCAGGCCAAUGGACAGGGUUGCCACACCCCCGGCUGCCAAAAUGGUAGGAUCGGAGAUUGCCAUGUCCACUGCCUUGGUGGAAGCUUGUACUAUUUCAUCAGCAGCAGUAGAAGGAUUUCCUAUUGCCGCAUCCAGACCUUGCACGAGGUCACUGACCGCCGAUGGAUCCACAAGAUCAGAAGCCAGAGCCGUGCCUCGUCUGUGGAUUCCUCUUGGAGGCAGAACCAAGGAUUGGAUCUGGACCAGAAAAGCCAAAACACACCACAAGGAAAUGGCUGAUGAGGAUGGCAUAGUUAGCUCUGCUACAGUACGGUACUGCUGUGAAUAUGUAGAUAGGUAGAUGUUGGAUCAGGCACUGUUCUUGGCACUCUCCCUUCACAAGAACCUCGGAAGCAGACAAGAUAUCGUGGGAGCUUGCUUUGAGCUUUGAGAAAAAUGAAGUGUCAACUGACGUGCACCUUCUGAGAGGGUUAAAGCUAUCAAUGGCAAGUGUGGGUCCUUCUAUUUUUCAAACGUGACU